Messenger RNA from Pristis pectinata (smalltooth sawfish), 1568 nucleotides. RefSeq names its product DnaJ heat shock protein family (Hsp40) member A2a (gene dnaja2a). Gene Ontology annotation, cellular component: cytoplasm; cytosol. The coding region runs from base 63 to 1301 and encodes 412 amino acids. The record is from RefSeq and is a predicted model, not a curated record. Gene Ontology annotation, biological process: protein refolding; response to heat. Lineage: Eukaryota; Metazoa; Chordata; Chondrichthyes; Rhinopristiformes; Pristidae. The transcript has 9 exons. Gene Ontology annotation, molecular function: Hsp70 protein binding; ATP binding.
CGACGUCACUUCCGGAGCCUGCCCGCCUGCGACCGGUGCCCGAGCUCCUUCCCUCCGUCACGAUGGCGUCUGUGGCCGACACAAAGCUCUACGACAUCCUCGGGGUCCCGGCGGCCGCCACGGAGAAUGAGCUCAAGAAGGCAUACCGCAAGUUGGCUAAGGAAUACCAUCCAGAUAAAAACCCAAAUGCUGGUGAUAAGUUUAAAGAAAUAAGCUUUGCUUAUGAAGUUUUAUCAAAUCCAGAGAAACGAGAACUUUACGAUCGCUAUGGUGAACAAGGUCUACGAGAGAGUGGUGGUGGAGGAAGUGGAAUGGAUGAUAUUUUCUCGCAUAUCUUUGGUGGGGGACUCUUUGGGUUCAUGGGUGGUCAAGGUAGAAACCGCAACAGUAGGCGAAGGGGAGAGGAUAUGGUGCAUCCCCUCAAGGUUUCUUUAGAAGACUUGUAUAAUGCAAAGACAACUAAACUACAGCUGAGCAAAAAUGUUCUGUGUAGCUCAUGUAGUGGUCAAGGUGGCAAAGCAGGAGCUGUUCAAAAGUGCAGUGCUUGCAGGGGACGAGGUGUAAGGAUCAUGAUUAGGCAGUUGGCACCAGGAAUGGUUCAGCAGAUGCAGUCUGUGUGUUCUGAUUGUAAUGGAGAAGGUGAAGUUAUCAAUGAAAAGGAUCGAUGCAAGAAAUGUGAGGGGAAGAAGGUGGUAAAGGAAGUGAAGAUUCUAGAAGUUCAUAUAGAUAAAGGCAUGAAGCAUGGACAGCGUAUUACAUUUAGUGGAGAAGCAGACCAGUCUCCUGGUGUGGAACCUGGUGACAUUAUCCUUGUACUGCAGGAGAAGGAACAUGAGGUGUUUCAGAGAGAGGGAAAUGACUUGCACAUGACCCACAAAAUUGGUCUUGUUGAAGCACUCUGUGGUUUUCAAUUCACAUUCCAGCAUUUGGAUGGACGGCAUAUUGUUGUGAAGUAUCCUCCAGGAAAAGUUAUUGAACCAGGUUGUGUUCGUGUUGUCAAAGGGGAAGGAAUGCCGCAGUAUCGUAAUCCAUUUGAAAAAGGAGACUUGUACAUCAAGUUUGAUGUCCAAUUCCCUGAGCAUAAUUGGAUUAGCUCUGAUAAAAUAGCCGAACUGGAAGAUCUACUCCCAGCCAGGCCUGAAGUCCCUGAAAUGAUUGGUGAGAUUGAGGAGGUUGAUCUGCAAGAGUUUGAUAACACCCGUGGUUCAGCAGGAGGGCACAGACGGGAGGCCUACAAUGAUAGCUCUGAUGAGGAAAGUGGCCAUCACACUGGCCCUGGUGUACAGUGUGCCCACCAGUAAACUCUGAUAAAACACUUGCAAACCAUGUUCUGUUCAGUUUUGGAUAUUUUCAGGUUUCAUCUGAUUUUGCUAAGAGCCAAGCUGGACUUUGUCACAACUCAAUCCAGAGGAACUCUGAUGGACAUCUCUUCGCUGUAUAUGUAACUUUUAAUUAUAUUUACCGAAUGUAUAAUUUAAAGUCAACUAACCAUGGCACAGUGCGAGGUGCUCAAUUCUUUGAGACCCAUGCAGGGGAGCAGCUGGUGAGAAUUAAACGUAUAUCACAAA